AUGACCGAGUGCCAGCGUUUGAUCUCAGUUUCCCUCGGUAAGAUAGCGGCGUCUCGCAGCAACCGAAGCGGAAUCAAUCUUCACAAGAACCUGAUGGUUUCUUGUGUACUGAACCGGGCUCGGACGGCCUUUUACGAGGAGAGUCUGGCAUGGUACAACAGCCGACACACAAUGUACGAACCUCCGGUGAUGGAUUACCGAGACACCAGUGGCAGUGGGUACGAUUCGGAUACAGACAUGUCGGAAUGCGAGUCAUCGGCGGUUAGCACCAACAGUGCAGUUAACGCGCACUGUACCAGCCCCACAGCAUCGGAUUACACUACCACCACGUGCUCGCCCGCCGCGCAUUCGCCCUACCACGAAACCGAGAACAAGGAGAACGUGCAUCCGAGCUGCCACAACGUCGUACCGGAUCAACAUUACAUCGUCACCAAACCCGCAGAAAAAGUAGACACAUUUGACUGUGAUAGCGACCCAAGCGAAUCGCACAAAAAAUCAUACACAGUGCUGACGUCACCGACCAAACGCAAGCUGUCCGAGGUAGAAGCGGCGGUCGAGAGUAUCCAGCCGAAGCGGCAGAAAUGCUCCGAUUGCUUCGACGCGGACUGUAGCCACGCGGAGAGUCCACAGACGGAGCAGAUCUCAACGUUAGUGAACUAUCUCAACUCUGGUUUCACCAGUCUGCUCACGGUAUCGGACAUUUCGACUUCGAGUAGUUCUUCUUGCUCUAGCGUCAACGAGCAAAGGGGAAGCUGCUGGUCGGCCACUCAAGGGCGACCUCUACUGGACAGCUUCGAGUCGGUCUCCCCACCAGUCAUCGUGAUGACAGUGUGA
Priapulus caudatus is the source of this 834-nucleotide messenger RNA. Its product is annotated as immediate early response gene 5-like protein. NCBI's taxonomy places the organism in Eukaryota, Metazoa, Priapulida, Priapulimorpha, Priapulimorphida, Priapulidae. The transcript has a single exon. The coding region runs from base 1 to 834 and encodes 277 amino acids. The record is from RefSeq and is a predicted model, not a curated record.